Rhizophagus irregularis DAOM 181602=DAOM 197198 is the source of this 1040-nucleotide messenger RNA. RefSeq lists its product as uncharacterized. Gene Ontology annotation, cellular component: cytoplasm. The record is from RefSeq and is a predicted model, not a curated record. NCBI's taxonomy places the organism in Eukaryota, Fungi, Glomeromycota, Glomeromycetes, Glomerales, Glomeraceae. Gene Ontology annotation, molecular function: translation release factor activity, codon specific. Gene Ontology annotation, biological process: translational termination.
GGUUGAAGAAGAGGAUCAAAACGGAUGCAUAAUACAAAUUAUACCUGGAGCUGGUGGAGCCGAAAGUUGUGAUUGGUCCAAUAUAUUACUAAAGAUGUAUGAAAAGUGGGGUAUUAAAAAUGAAUAUCAAGUUAAAUUAAUGGAUUAUGUUAAAGGAGAAACCUCUGGAUGUAAAUUAGCAACUUUAAAAAUUGAUGGAAAAUACGCUUAUGGAUGGUGUAAGCAUGAAUCUGGAAUUCAUAGAUUAGUUAGGAUAUCUCCUUUUGACUCUCAGAAUAGAAGACAUACAUCAUUUGCUUCCGUUACUGUGUUUCCGAAUGUUAAUGAAGACGAUAACUCUGAUAGAGUAAAUAUUAUAAUUCCUAGUUCUGAUUUGAAGAUUGAAGCAUUUCGUUCAAGUGGACCUGGCGGACAACACGUUAAUGUUACUGAAAGUGCUAUUCGAAUUACUCAUAUCCCAACUAAAAUUGUUGUACAAUGUCAAUUUGGGAGAUCUCAGCACACAAACAAAGCCUUAGCUAUGACGAUGCUUAAAGCUAAAUUGUAUGAUAAAGCUAUAAAAGAAAAACGAGAUGCCAAACAAGAACAAUAUUCAGGCUUACCCAAGAAUUCUUGGGGAUCGCAAAUUAGAUCUUAUUUCUUAUAUCCUCAUCAGCUUAUUAAAGAUGGCAGAACUGGACUUGAAACUAAUAAAGUCGACGCAGUAUUAAAUGAGGGCGAAUUAAAUGAAUUUAUGGAAGCAUCAUUAAUCUAUUACAACAAAAAAACCAAUGACUUAUUUAUAUAAUAAUAGCGGUUAUAAUAUAUUAAGUUUUUCCGCAUAAUGUGGAUGUCCCUCUCUAAUUUCUGACAAAGUGUUUUCUCUAAUUUGUGUGUCUGCAAAUAAAGCACAAAUAAGUCCUUCCAAUUCACCAGUUGUAAAACAUACAAGCUCGCCAUUACGAAAUCUGCUCAUAAUUUUUGCUUGUGAUAAUUCAAGUAUAUCUGUCAAUUGAAGAAAUUUCGUCCAAUUUUUUGUGUAUUUUUCUAUCGAAUUUACC